GCGCGGCCCGCCCACCAGCUCGCCUUGACCGAGUUCGCGCCACCCCAGAACCCUGACGGCCGUCAAACAGUCCACGGCCUCCUGCAAAUCUAUGGCGCCCGCAGUCUUUUCAUGGGCGCUGCGAUUUCUUCGGCCUCUCUAAACGGCCACAUUUCCACCCUUGGUUGGAUGAUGGUCUCGAUCGGCGGCGUCGCCCUGGCCCAUGGUUUCAUCGGCAGAAACUUGGGUAUGGGCUACUGGAACCAUUGGGGAUUUGUGCCUUUUGCCACAGGUACUGGCGCCCUGCUUCUCGGCGUGCUGGACUAG
Molecule: messenger RNA, 306 nt
Organism: Pyricularia pennisetigena
Lineage: Eukaryota; Fungi; Ascomycota; Sordariomycetes; Magnaporthales; Pyriculariaceae
Exons: 1
Source: RefSeq, a predicted model, not a curated record